Molecule: messenger RNA, 1428 nt
Organism: Cydia amplana
Lineage: Eukaryota; Metazoa; Arthropoda; Insecta; Lepidoptera; Tortricidae
Product: transcription initiation factor TFIID subunit 7-like
Exons: 2
Coding region: 42-1250 (402 amino acids)
Biological process (GO): RNA polymerase II preinitiation complex assembly; transcription initiation at RNA polymerase II promoter
Cellular component (GO): transcription factor TFIID complex
Molecular function (GO): RNA polymerase II general transcription initiation factor activity
Source: RefSeq, a predicted model, not a curated record
AAAAAUAACUGGGCAUAUCGGUGUACCAUUGGGUCAUAAUCAUGAAUAGGGACAAACGGGAACCGGAAUAUCCUGCCGAAUUAGAAUCUCAGUUCAUACUGAGGCUACCUCCCGAGCCUGCUAAGGUACUUAGCGAAGUUUUGAAAACUGGAGAGAAUCUCAAAAAUCGUUUGACCAUACAAAUCGAGAACGACAUGCGGCACGGUGAAGUGCGAUUUGACCACUGGCUCAUGCACGCUAAAAUUGUAGAUCUGCCCACAAUCGUAGAGGCCCUGAAAACUAUAGACAACAAAAGUUUCUACAAAACCGCAGACAUUGCCCAAAUGAUGAUAUGCAAAGAUGAACCCGAUCAACCAUCCACUGAAGAUGAAUCUCCGUCUAAGAAUAAAAGGAAGGACCCAUACAAAGUCGACAAAAAGUUUCUGUGGCCCCAUGGUAUAACUCCUCCAGCAAAAAACAUAAGGAAGAGACGUUUUAGAAAAACUUUAAGGAAGAAGUUUGUGGAAGCACCCGAGAUAGAGAAAGAAGUAAAGAGACUGUUGCGAGCUGACAAUGAGGCAGUUAGUGUAACAUGGGAGGUUAUAAACGAAGAAGAAGAUCAGUCUUGUAAACCAGAGCCUGGCCCAUCCGUUAGCAGCAAGCCAGAAAAGAAGCCUAAAGCUGAGCGGCCACCUAAACGAAGCGAACCAAAAUCUACUGCUCCAAAUCCUGAAUCGUCAAAGCUUGUUGACAUAUUUGGUGGAGCUCUCAGCGACAGUGACUUAGAAGAAGAGAACAUUAAUGUGGAGAUGGACAACUGUCGCUUGUCUCCAUAUGACAGCCGAAUGUCGGAUACUGGAUCCAUGCAGGGAUUGGGCGACAUGCAUAGCAAAGAAUCAGAACAGUUUGAUGUACAAAUGUUUCCAUAUCCUGAAGCUCCUAAGGCAACUUUUAGCCACGCUUCUACAUCUGGCAUGCAGCAUCAUUCUAGCAUAGUUUUAACUGCAUUGUCUGAAGAAGAGGAUGGAGACUAUCAGAGCAUGCGGGACAUGAACAAGGACAAUAUGAGCUUCAGAAUUGAACAAGUUAAAGCAGAACUGGAUGAACUGAAACAACGCCGUCAGCGGACGCAGCAUGAGAUUGCCGGCAUGGAAAACCUGGCUCUACGACAGCGGUUCCAAGAUAUACUUCAUACAUUGAAUCAGGAUAUUAUGUAUAAAGACAUGGAGUACCAAGGACUAUUAACACUUCAAAAUUCUGAGGUGAUAUAAAUUGACUGUUUUGGAUCUAACAAUCUUAUUAAUGUAUUGAUGUUGUAUUUUAUCUGCACAUAAGUAUCUACUUAUGUGGAGGUUCAUUAUUAAUAUAUAAGUAUUUUAUAUAGUUUUAAGUAAAGAUACUGAAUUAAAUUGGAAGCUAAUGGAAGUACAGGGAGUCAGCGGAGUGCUA